This is a messenger RNA of Racocetra persica, 1002 nucleotides long. The record is from the annotation of a GenBank genome assembly. NCBI's taxonomy places the organism in Eukaryota, Fungi, Glomeromycota, Glomeromycetes, Diversisporales, Gigasporaceae.
AUGGGAUGUUUACAUUCUAAAAAUUCAGGCGAUAAAAAUGUCAGGUCUAUCAAUUUACAAAAUAAAAAGACUGAAUUUAGAUAUGAUGAUGGUAGAAGAUUUUAUGGUGUAAAAGACGCUAUAUACCAACUACCAAAUGAUGAAGAUGAACAAGAUAGACUACAUUUACAACAUUUCCUGAUAAGAUAUCUCUUCCAAAGCAAUUUUUCUUCCCCUAUAGAAAAUAUUUUAGAUAAACCUGGAACAAAAAUUCUCGAUAUUGGAUGCGGCCCAGGGUCAUGGUCAUUUGACAUGGCAACCGCUUUUCCAUUCGUCGAUGUUAUUGGAUUAGAUAUGUCACCACAUCAACCAUCUUAUAUAAAACCUAGAAAUUUCACAUUCGUUAAAGCAAAUGUUUUAGAAGGAUUACCUUUCGAUGAUAACACUUUUGAUUUUGUAUUCCAACGAUGUAUGGUUUUUGCAUACCCCAAAGCAGAGUGGCCAAAUGUAAUGAACGAGCUUGUUAGAGUUUUAAAACCAGGUGGUUUUUUAGAGUUAUGCGAACCUUCUCCGGUGUAUGAUAUGGGCCCAACAACUCAGCGCAUAUGGGAAGCUGAAAUAGAUUUGGUACGGCAAAAAGGCUUAGAACCAAAUUUAUCUCAUAUGAUAGAAAAAUUUGUACAAAACCAAGGUCAGUUAGAAAAUAUUAAUAAACUUGUAAGACAGAACUAUCAUGGCGAAAAAACUAAUAAUGCCCAACUUAGUAAAGUGGCUAUCAGUAAUUUAAGGUCCUUAUAUGAAGCUUUUAAACCAUCUUUAACAAAAUUUUUAAAAAUCUCUAAUGAGGAAUUUGAUGAAAUGGUUAAAGCCUCUGAAAAAGAAUUAUUUGAAUUUGAUUCUUAUUACUAUUUUACUCGUGUUUAUGCAAGAAAAUCGGUUGAAAUUAAUGAAAAACCUCAAUUAGUAUUUGAAAAUGAAUCGAAACCUAAUAGUGAUAAUGAAAAAGAACUUAAAUAUACUUAA